GUGCUUCCUCCAUUUCUUUCUACCAGCAUGUGGAUCCAAAAAGCUUUUCUAUCUUGAGAAAUUUUCUUCAGAAGUGUACGGUUAUCAUCUUUUUGAGUUCCUUAGCUUAUGAAACUCUAUCCCUCGACUCUAAAUUUCAGGCUUGUAUGCCUCAAUCAUGCGGAAAUGGCCCUUAUAUUAGCUAUCCUUUUUGGAUUUUUCAGGAACAAGAUUCCUUCCGUGGCUACCCAAACUUUGAGAUCACCUGCAAAAACAACAGCCCAGUUCUUAUCAUAUCUGAUGAUAAUUAUUUCAUCAAAGAUAUAUGGUACUCCAACAAUACCUUUGUUGUGGUCAAUGUUGUAGUCUAUGAAGAAAUGUGUCCAAUUCCUCUGCAAAAUGCUACUUUUGAUCGAACUCCAUUCAAUGCUGCUAGCAAUACUUCCAGUUAUUCUUCUGCUGUUUUCCAUGAAGAAGGUUUGGAGAGCAGUAACUACUACUUAGGGUCAUGCCAAUCUUUUGUUAAUGCCCCAGUGUAUAUGGAUAUGGAUACUUCCAGUAAUUUCACAAGUCUGUUGAAAGCAAACUAUUCUGAAAUCCUGAGGAUGGGUUUCCUUCUGAAUUGGACUGCACAUAGUUGCAGCAAUUGUGAGAGCAGUGGUGGGCGCUGUGGAGUGGUAAUGAUCAGUUCAUUUGUUUUUGCCAGGAUAGGACUCAUUCCAAAACGUGCAAUGAUGGUAAUUCCAUAGGAAAUUCACCUUUCCAAUUUUUACUGUCGUUUUUUCCCUCAAAUUACUAACAUAGUUUAUUAGGCUUAUUUUCAGUAGAUUGAGGGCCUAAUUAGUUCCUCUGCUUGUUAAUGUUGUAUUUUUUUUUUCCUUGUGCUUGCUUCUUGGCCUGAUAGAUGUCUUGUGUUUUGUUUCUUUUGGUUUUUUUGCAAAUACUUUCAUGAUUUUUAAGUAUUGAUUUACUUUUGCUUGUUGGGAAGCAAUUAACCACAUGGCAUGGUAUUCAUCCUAAAUGAUUCUAGAAAGUUUGUUGUGAUUCAAUGUAGUGUUCUGUUCUUUGCCUUUUCCUUAUUCAUCCUAAGAUUUCAUGAAGCCUAUAAUUGCAAUUAUUCUCCAUAUUAUCUAACCAUUUUUUGCUUUAUGUUCUUACUGUCAAAGAUAAAUGGCCUUUGGGACUGAAGCUUGGAAUAGGUAAUUUAAUACAAUGACUAUUCUUUC
This is a messenger RNA of Rubroshorea leprosula, 1205 nucleotides long. NCBI's taxonomy places the organism in Eukaryota, Viridiplantae, Streptophyta, Magnoliopsida, Malvales, Dipterocarpaceae. The record is from the annotation of a GenBank genome assembly.